UUUACUGGUGGCAGGUUACCGUGGCUACUCGGCUGCGCAUUUUUCUGCAAACUUCAAGGUUAGCUCUGUGGGAGAAAAGCGGGAAUCCUGCACAGCUGACUGUCUGUCCGAGACCUUUCCCAGGCGGUAUCAGCUGGAAGACCGGGACCUCCCCCCCCGAUCGCCCCCCCUUCAGCACAGGUGCACCCCAGUCCUUCACAGAGGCCGUCUGGGCUUAUUCUGAAGCAACAUGCAGGAGAACAACCUGGACCAGCCGCCGUCUCUGUCCCAGCUCCUGCGGGAGAACUACCUGGCGGAGGCCCGAGCGCAGCAGCGGCACGGCGACAUGAGCCGCUCCGACGCCUCGUCGUCGCGCCUGCCCAUCUACGGCUCCUUCAAGGGCAAGAGCGACGACAGCGCGGGCCACAACGACGCCCAAUUCCCAGACCUGUCGGCCUUCCUGAGCCAGGAGGAGCUGGAUAAGAGUGUGAAUCUGGCCCAGCAGGCCAUCGGACACGACCCCCGCGAGGAGAGGUCAGAGGUCAAGGCCUCAGCGGCACCUUUAACCGCCCCCAGCGUCUCCUCGUCCUCGGUUUCCUCCUCCACGCUGCCUUCCAUCGCCUUCUCCGCUCCACCUUCAGCCCCUGAUUUUAGGGAAGAGCUGGCGGCUCACCCCAAGUUCACGGCCGACAGGAAAGUGCAGAAGGCCUCGUCGCAGAGAGACGGCCGGAUCAGGAGCGGCGGCGACUCCUCCGAAGGAUUCAACGACUGCAACCAAGCGAAGGCCGCUCCGUUCGGCGCGGAGACCCAGUCCAAGAAGGAGUUUCUCAAUAAGGCGGCGGACUUCAUCGAGGAGCUUUCCUCUCUCUUCAAGGCCAACAGCUCCAAGAGGGUUCGACCACGAUCGUGCAAACCCCACCGGAGCAGGAGCCAGAGCAAGAGCCAGCAGGACGAGCUGGCCGGUUACCAGCUCGGCGCCGACAACAGGGAGCGAGCCGUGACGGCCGUGGAGGUGGAGGAGCAGAGAGCCGGCCCCGCCGGCCCCGCCGGCCCCGGCCAGGACCCCCAGGGGGGCCAGCAGGACUCGGGGAGCGGCCGUGUGGAGUUUCAGGAGAGCAGAAACGCCGGGGAGGAGCAGUUUGAUCCCGUCUCUCUGGAGGACGGGGAGCAGACGGAGAGCCCGGACCCGGCAGAAGGUCCGUAUCCGGCAGAGAGCGAACCGCCCCGGUUCGUUCAGAAGCUGAAGAGCAGAGAAGUUGCAGAGGGCAGCAAGGUCCAGCUGGACUGCAUCGUGCAGGGACGGCCAGUCCCUGAAGUCCGGUGGUUCUGUGAGGACAAGGAGCUGGAGGACAGCCCUGACAUCCAGAUCAUCACCAGCGGUGAGCUGCACUCGCUGGUCAUCGCUGAGGCCUUCGAGGAAGACACCGGCCGCUACUCCUGCUUCGCAUCCAAUUUCUAUGGGACGGACUCCACGUCGGCGGAGAUCUACGUGGAAGGUGCCUCGUCUUCAGAGUCGGAGGGAGAGCAGCUCUUUGACCAUGUAGCCCAGCUGCAGAGGAUACAAGCCAAGUCCUCCUCGUCUUCAUCCCCACCGAGCCAAGUGCUCUCUGCAGACGACGAGUCUGAGUCGUCUCAGGCUGAGACGGUGACCGACGAGCCAGAAGAGGAGCUGUCGUUGCCAGUAACCAGCCUUGUAGUCCCAGAAACCGGUUCUCCCGGCCCGAUAGAGAUCUCCAAACCGACACAUGCACCUCCGGAGGAGACAGCGGUGCUACCUGUGCAGGUGUUUCCAGCUUCAUCAAGUAUAACAGACGUUACAGAAGGACCGCCCACAUCCCUCCUCACCGCAUCAGCACCACAGCUGGAGCCGACGGCGUCACCGGCGCUGCCCGUCCCGUCAGCUCCACCACAACAGACUUCGACUUCCAGCCACAACUAUCAGCCAGGAUUAACAGGGCAGGCUGUCAUGGCUGCUCCCGUCUUCACAAAGAGCCUGCAGGACCUCAGUUCAUCCGAGGGCCAGCUGGUGGUGCUGGAGUGCCGCGUCAAAGGGGUGCCGGCCUCUCACGUGGACUGGUACCGGGAGGGGAAACUCAUCCAGGACUCCCCCGAAUUCAGGAUCCUGCAGAAAAAGCCCAGAUCUCCGGCUGAGUCAGAGGAAAUCUGCACGCUGGUCAUCGCUGAGGUGUUCCGGGAGGACGCGGGCGUGUUCACCUGUACAGCCAACAACCCGUAUGGCAGCGUGUCCUGCACCGCCGCGCUGAGCGUCACAGGAAAAGGCAACAGCAUUAGCCACACAAGGCCCUUGGGCAGCUCACUGGUGGAGCCCAGUCGGGGGUCAGAGGUCACGGUGAGCAGCAGCAUCAAGCCCCACUCCAGCACCAUCCGCCUGGACCCGCUGGUCUCCAGCUCCGUCCGCCUGGACCCCCUGAACACCACCACCCUCCGGCUGGAGCCCCACACUUCCUCCAUGCUCCGCUCCAGCCUGCCCGGUCUGGACCCGUCCAGCCUCUCCAGCUCCAGCCUGACCUCCCGCAGCACCAGCACCCCCAACCUGGACCCUCUCUCCCUCCACCAGGACCGUCACGGAUCCACCGGAGCAUCACGGAGCGGUGGACAGAUCCUCUCCCACCCAAAACCCUUCGCCGUUUCCUCUGCGCUUGAGGCGGCUAAGGGGACCCCCAACCAGAACGGGAGCCCCGUCGUGGUGCCGCUGCCCGACCCUCCUCCAAACUCCUGCCUGAAAUCAGGCGCCCUGACCAACCACAGGGACUCGCGCACCAGCGCCAGAGUCGGCCUGCGGGUUCACUUCAAGCUGCCCGAGGAUGAGGAGGGUGAAGACGGGUACGAUGACCUGGAUGAAGAACUCGGCCUGGACUCGGCCAGCAAAGAGCCGCCGCCCGUCCUGGCCAAACCCAAACUGGACCCGGCUCAGCUGCAACUCCUGCACAACCAGGUCCUUAUGGAGCAGCAGCAGGAGACCGAACCCCCGACCCAGAACCACGUCCAGGCUCCGUCCCUGCCCCCCUUCCAGGCCCAGAUCCAACCUGAGGUCCCGAGCCCCCGAGAGGGCCCGGCGUGGCCUCCCAGAAUGCACCGGGACCCCCAGGCUCCCACUUUCUCGCAGCAGAUGCCUCAUCUGACCAUGGCUCCUUCUGCUCCUUCUGCUCCGGCGCUCGGCUCCACCUUUCCAGGUCCCGUGAAGACGUCCUCCCUGGUGACGUCCCCCCCGCCUGCCCCGCUGCUGAACCCGCCUGCUGUGAGCCAGACCAGCACCUUCCAUGCCUCCCAGACGAGCACCUUCCACGCCUCCCACCUCAACCUCUCACCCGCAGCUCUCGGCAGAACCGCGCCAGCCUCCCAGUUUUCCUCCCCUCCGGCCCCGAAGCUCAGCGUAGCUCCGACGGGGUUGACGCCGGCCCCACAGGGCGUCACGUCCCCCACCGGCGUACUGAGAAGCACCCACGCCUCCCUCAUGAACCUCGCCCCCAGCUCCCACACCUUCAACUACGCCCGGCCCAAAGAGUUCCUGGCGGCCCAGACCCUGUCCCCCGUCCGGAGCCCGUCCCCGACGGAGUCGCCGGUGCCGCUGCUGCAGGAGCUGGCGGCCGAGUUCAACUCGUCGGCCACCAGCUCCCCCACUCCCCCGCUGUUCUCCCCCACCAGGGUGCUCAAUUCCCCCACCAGCCCUCCGUACCUCAUGUCCUCUCCCCCUCCGGGGGCCGCACCAUUCCUGAACAGCGUGCACCGAGCUCAGUCGCCCCCGCAGGCCUCGUCUCCCACCUCCAGCAGCUCCUCCCCCAGCCCCAUCCAGAACCCCGUGGCCUUCCUCAGCUCCGUGCUGCCGUCGCUGACGCCCAGCCAGCUCACCAACUCCAUGGGCCUGCCGAGGGGAGCUCCGGUGGGAGUUCAGAAGAAGGUGCCCAAGACACGUGUCCCGUCAGCUGAAAACAUCCGCGAGAGCAAAGAAAUUCUCCUCCGUGACAUUGAGAGGAAGCUUCGAUUCAAGGACGACCCUCCGGUCCUCGGACUCCAACAGAAGCUGAGUUUUAAGGGGAAAACAGCGAGCAGAGCCCUUGGACCAAACAUUCCUGCUACUGUCAUUAACUAUGACGAGGAGUACAAAGUGUCCAAUUUUGAGCAAAGACUGAUGAGCGAAAUUGAGUUCCGUCUGGAGCGAACGCCGGUGGAGGAGUCGGACGACGAGGUGAAGCACGACGACGUCCCCACGGGGAAGUGCAUCGCACCCAUAUUUGACAAGAAACUGAAGAACUUCAAGGCCAUGGAAGGCGUGCCUGUUACCUUCUCGUGUAAAGUCGUGGGAAUCCCACUUCCCAAGGUGUACUGGUUCAAGGACGGCAAGCAGAUCCUGAGGAAGAAUGUCCAUUACAGGAAGAUUCGAGAAGGCGACGGGACCUGCGCGUUACACAUCGAGUCCACGACCAGCGACGACGACGGCAACUACACCAUCAUGGCGUCUAAUCCGCAGGGACGAAUCAGCUGCUCGGGUCACUUGAUAGUUCAGACUGGACCUCCCCGAAACCAGCUGACACCGAUUCACUCCCAGAGGGUGCGAACUCGUGUACAGGAGGUUGAAAGCGAACAGACCCAGGAGCGCUUCUUUCGGCCUCACUUCCUCCAGGCUCCAGCCGACAUGACGGGUCACGAGGGCAAGAUGUGUAGACUGGACUGUAAAGUGAGCGGUCUCCCCAACCCGGAGCUGAUGUGGCUGGUCAACGGGAGGCCCAUCUACCCCGACAUCUACCACAAGAUGCUGGUGAGAGAGAACGGCAUCCAUUCCCUGGUCAUCGACCCCCUGACCCAGCGGGACGCCGGCACCUACACCUGCAUCGCCAGUAACAAAGCCGGGCAGAGCUCCUUUAAUCUGGAACUGAGAGUCGUGGAGAAAGAGAGGAAGCACCCGCCCCUGUUCGUGGAGAAACUGCAGAACGUGGGGAUUCCUGAGGGGACGCCGGUGAGGCUGGAGUGUCGUGUGGUGGGCAUGCCUCCUCCGGUCAUCUACUGGAAGAAAGACAACGAGACCAUAACGAAAGCCAAGGACAGAAUCGGCAUGACCCAGGAUGCUACGGGAUAUGUGUGUCUCCUCAUCCAGGGAACAACAAAGGACGAUGCCGGCUGGUACACAGUGUCAGCAAAAAAUGACGCUGGAAUCGUAUCGUGCACCUGCAGACUUGACAUCUAUGCACAGUGGCACCAGAGCAUCCCACUACCCAUGAGGAAAGCCCCGCGGACGGGCAGCCGCUACGCCGCCCUGACGGGCCAGGGCCUCGACAUCAAGUCGGCGUUCCCCACGUCGGACACCAGCCCCAUCCUGUACGCCAGCUCCCCCCGCGAGGCCACGCUAGAGAGCGAGGAGCUGUGAGCACGGUGGCCGUCGGGGGCCUUCCAGCACAUUCUGUGACCUCCCCGAGGUCGAAUCUAUCGAGGGGCUCAAAGGAAAAACGAUUAACAGACAAGAUUUUGUGUGAUGCAUUUGAAGUGUUGCAUUCGAGUUAGUAAGGCAAAGAUUUCUUAUCUAAAAGCUGUCGGCACUGAUAGAGGGUUUGUCACCAUUCCUAUUUACUCAAGUCGUAUAAAGAGUGUUUUACAGAUUUGCAAAAGUCUUAGCUCAUGAGCCACUGGUGGAGUUGGUUUCUCGUAGGUUUUGAAUUCUUCAUAUUUGUUUUCAACAUCAUUCUUAGCUGUGAGGGCAAGGUUACGGUGGCCGACAAGGACCAAACGCACUGCAACGGCCUAAUGCGUCUCCGUUAAGGAAAACGGCUUCAAGUACAGAAACGAUUCAAAUUCACAAACUCAAAACGAGGUACAAAAAGAGGAACGUGGUGCAGGGGGCGCAGCUGACUGAACCACAGUGUUUACAUCCAUGGUUUAAACCAGGGGUCGGUAACCCGCGGCUCUAGAGCCGCAUGCGGCUCUUUAGCGCCGCCCUAGUGGCUCCUGGAGCUUUUUCAAAAAUGUUUGACUUUUUUUUUCCUUUUUUUCUGCUUUUUUUGGACAUUUCGACAUUUUUCUCGACAUUUUGACUUUUUUCUCGACAUUGUACUUCAACAUUAAUCUCGACAUUUCGACAUUUUUCUCGUCAUUUCGACUUUUUUCUCGACAUUUCGACUUUUUUCUCGAGAUUGUACUUCAACAUUAAUCUCGACAUUUCGACUUUUUUCUC
Cololabis saira (Pacific saury) is the source of this 6163-nucleotide messenger RNA. It is a transcript of the gene mypn, whose product is annotated as myopalladin. Lineage: Eukaryota; Metazoa; Chordata; Actinopteri; Beloniformes; Belonidae. The record is from RefSeq and is a predicted model, not a curated record.